AUGAAUCCGAAGCCUACAAUUUAUCACGAAAAACAAGUCAAAGAGCUGUGUGCUCUGCAUGCACUUAAUAAUUUAUUCCAGACUCGGGGAACCUUUUCAAAAUCGGAACUUGAUGCAAUUUGCAGCCGCUUAUCACCAAACGUGUGGAUUAAUCCUCACCGAUCCAUGCUGGGCCUGGGCAAUUAUGAUAUUAACGUGAUUAUGGCAGCUUUACAGAAAAAGGGUUGUGAAGCAGUUUGGUUUGACAAAAGAAAAGAUCCUGGAUGCUUAGAUUUGUCAAACAUUUGUGGAUUUAUUUUGAAUGUGCCAUCAGAUUAUAAGUUAGGAUUUGUUAUGCUACCCUUACGCCGAAGGCACUGGAUUACUAUACGUCAAAUACAAGGCAAUUUCUAUAACCUAGAUUCUAAACUAGAAGUACCACAACUAAUAGGGAGGAGCAGUGAUCUUAUUGCAUAUUUGAAGGAGCAGCUUGAUAGCAAAGAGAAGGAAUUAUUUGUGGUGGUAAGCAAAGAAGUUGAGGAAAAACAACUGUGGAUGCAUCAGUAUGCCCUUCAAAAUUCUCGACAAAACCAAAAUUCAUACAUCGAAAAUAACCAAAUUAAUAACUGUGACAGCCCAGUGGACAGCAUGUCCUCAAUCUCAGCAUAUGAUUACAGAAAUCGAGAUGCUGAGUGCCUCAAAUUGACUGAAGUAAGAAACUGUGUAAUCAGUAGGGAAAAUAAUCUCUAA
Molecule: messenger RNA, 729 nt
Organism: Chilo suppressalis (striped riceborer)
Lineage: Eukaryota; Metazoa; Arthropoda; Insecta; Lepidoptera; Crambidae
Source: the annotation of a GenBank genome assembly